AUAUAUGUAUAUUUUUCUGAACUAUUUAAGUAUGAAACAAUGAGCACGUUUAUUGUUUAAGAAAUUAGCACAUGUAAAAACAAAGCCUACCGUGCAAAGGUAACGUUGUUAACAUUUUGCGUGUUUUCUAUAGGAGUUUUUCUUUACAUGUCAAUAAAAACCCAUUCCAUGACGGUGAAGCAGGACACGGAGUAGCGGGUCCCAGGGCAGAGGUUCUGAUCCGCGCGGCUGGCUCAGCCUUCCCGGGGCCGCCGUCACCCAGCACCACACACUGAGCGGUUUACCCAACAGAGGCGGAAGCUCACACCGCUGGGGAGGCGGGAAGUCUGAGACCGGGGUGUCGGCAGGCUUUGCUCCUUCAGUGGCCGGGAGGGAGGACCUGUCCCUGGCCUCGCUGCGAGCUCUGGAGCUUUGCCGGCAGCGCUUGGUUUCUGCUGCAUCACCCCGGCCUCUGCCUUCCUCUCCCCAGGACCUUCUCCCUGUCGCUGUGUCUCCGUGUCCAGAUGUCCCCUUUCCACGAGGGCACAGUCAUAGUGGAUGAGGGUCCACCCCGGUGACCUCAUCUGAGCUUGAUCCUCUGCAAAAACCCUGUUUCUAAGUAAGGUCACGUUCUGAGGUUCAGGGAGCUAAAACUCUGACUUGACUUUUUGGGGAACACAAUUCAACCCCUAGCGCUUCCCCUCCAGGAUGAGAGCUCGGGGACCCCACAGCUGUUCAGUCCCUCAGGUUGUAAUAAGAAGAGUCCCCCUCACUUGCCCACCGUCUGUUGCUCUCAUGCCCGCUUCCCAGCUUCUCCCUCCUCCCUGAGGAGCCACAGAUACAGGGGCCACCCUCCCGACGCCCCCACCCGGUAGGGAGGGCAUGUGAUCUGCUGUCCUUCUUCUCAUUGGAUAUCCCCUUUCUCCUCCAGGGUCAGGGUAAUGAGGAGGGAAAAAUAGAAAUUUCCCCCUGCUUGGUGCUGUUUGUGGCUCUCACCCGCCUAGCGCCCACUAUGUAGGAGGACAACUUUGUGGGGGUUCCCAGCCCCUGACACUACAGGAGCUCUCUGGCUGACCUCUGUGCUGACCCCCCAGCUCUGGGCUCUGGGGUCCCGCCUGCCCUUCAGGCCCCCCCGUUUUCUCCACCCUGCAGGAGCCUGCUUGAUCAGCAUCCUUGUAAUAUGGCUUUCCCGCCAACCCCUUGGGUCCGCCAGGACUCUAGCAUCCUUGUUCCAACAAACACAGGCAAUGAGGUGGCUCCCUUUUCUGCUCCCUCUCCUCACCCAGCUGCCACGGAAGCCUUAGCCAGCCUCUGACGUCCAAAUUCUUCAGCCGUAAAGUUGGCUCCUAUCUCUGGGUUCCCAUCUGCCCUCAACAUUCAAAAGCGCUCCCCUGUGGCAAGUUAUGGGGAGUUUCUGCAGCUGGACACAUACCCAGCCUCGGAUGUCGAUGUCCCUGUUUUGAGGCUCCCUCCAGUGUCCCUAAACACUUUUCUUUGAGCUGCCCCCCUCUUGGUUUGGGAGGGGAGUGACCGCCAACUAGGACCAGAGGCAAGGGCCACGGUACUCUCUCCUGCAGUAAUUUCCCUCCCCCGCAGGAAGGAAUCUGUUAGGGUGUGCCUGGAAGCGCCUGAGAAUUUGGGGUGUGGGAUUUGAGCUAAAAAUUUCAAGGCACGUGGGAAAAUCCCAUCCAUUCUCUUGUUAUCCAUCUGUGAAUCAUAUGCUCCGUACCCCGCUUUUUUCACUUGCCGGUAUUGUUGGAAGAUCAUUCCAUAUCAAAUAUUUAUUCUAUAGUAUUUUAAGUUGAUUCAUAGCUUGGCAUGCUUUAAUUGUAUCAUAAUUUUAUUAACCGAUCUCUUAUUUUUUAAGCACUUAGGUAGCCUCCAAUUAAAAAAAAAAAAAAACCAAACCCCUCAGAUUUCUUUAUGGAGUUUCUGUAAUUCUAGAGUUUGAGUGUCGCUGCAAAAUUCUUGGAUCAAACUCCAGUGUGUCUCUGUCCUGAGUAGGAACAGACCUAGGACCAACCUCGUGUCUAUUCAGGAGAGAGAUAGGUGUGGGGUCCACUUGAUGCUUCCAGCCACAGUAAAAUUGCUCCCGAACCUUCGUGUUCCUGGUCCCUGGGAGAAUGAGGAGAGCAGGAGGAGGGCUCAGGAGAAGUCAGCAGAUCUUGUCCCAUAUUUGGUGUCUGCUUCUCCCAGACCAGCAAGGAAGGACCAUGUGCCAGUACAAAGUUAGGGGCAUGCUAAGCUUCCUAUAUAACUUAACACGGGGAAACCUGACCUCCAAAGGUGGUAAGAUCCAUCUCCUCUACACCUUUGCCACAAUACUCUGUGCCAGGCACUCCAGAUUAAUCAGGACUGUGCUGUUCCAGGGCUCACUGUCCUUCAGAGACGUGGCUGUGGGCUUCACCCGUAAGGAAUGGCAGCAGCUGGACUCUGCACAGAAGACCCUGUACCGGGAGGUGAUGCUGGAGAACUACAGCCACCUGGUCUCCGUGGGCUGUCAAGUCACCAAGCCAGCUGUGAUCUCCAGGUUGGAGCAGGGGCAGGAACCAUGGAUGAAGGAGGAAGAGAUCCGCAGAUGGAGCGCCCCAGAAAUUUUGCAAGUUGAUUCCCCAGCAGGUAGACAAGUGGAACCCCGACCCAAACUGAAAAAAACGAGCUGCUUUCCUAGGCAAGAAAAAACUGACCCUCAAAGGACACAGGGAACAUGAUACAGUUGGGAAAGAACCCUGUCCGAACACAAAUGCGGCUCCUCCAAGACAAGAGGUCCCUAAGUGUGAGUCCUGUGGCACAGCCUUGCCUGGUCAUGCAGACAUAGCUCCUAGUGCGUACCUUGCAAGAAGGAGAUUUGAAUAUGAUGC
Messenger RNA from Phacochoerus africanus (Common warthog), 2840 nucleotides. RefSeq names its product KRAB domain-containing protein 4-like. Gene Ontology annotation, biological process: regulation of DNA-templated transcription. NCBI's taxonomy places the organism in Eukaryota, Metazoa, Chordata, Mammalia, Artiodactyla, Suidae. The transcript is spliced from 5 exons. The record is from RefSeq and is a predicted model, not a curated record. The coding region runs from base 2103 to 2690 and encodes 195 amino acids.